AUGUCGAAAAUGUCUAGCUCAGCUAACGAGAAGGAGGUUGAGCUGGGCGGUGGGCUUGGUGCAUCUGAAGACCGCCGCCAUGCUACUACAAACGUCGAGCCUGAGGCUGCGGCGACGACUAUCCCAGGGAACAACACCGAUGACGCCGACGAUGGGACUGUCCGCAACGUGGGCGAGACUCAGACUCUCAACACCGAUGAGCAAUCGACGCGGCCCGUGCACUCCGUCUUCUCGUCGCGGACCAAACUCUUCCUCGUGCUCAUGACCGUCUUCAGCACCCUCUUCUCCCCGUUCUCCUCUUUCAUCUACUUGCCAGCCAUCACGCCCAUCGCCGCGGCCUACCACCGCUCCCUUAGCGAGAUCAACCUCACCGUCACAGUCUAUCAAGUCAUGCAGGCCGUGGCGCCCGUGUUCUUUGGCGACCUCAGCGACCAGAUCGGCCGGCGGCCGGUCUAUGCCCUCACCUUUGCCAUCUAUCUAGGCGCCAACAUCGGCCUAGCCUUGCAGAACAACUACGCGGCGCUGAUGGUGCUGCGGGCCCUGCAGAGUACAGGCUCUAGCGCGACCGUGGCCAUCGGCAGUGCCGUCAUGGCCGACUUCACGACCAGUGCCGAUAGGGGCGGAUACAUCACCACCGUGCAGGCCAGCGUCAUGUUCGCGCCGGCUCUAGCACCGGUGCUGGGUGGGAUUCUCACCCAGUUCUUGGGCUGGCGUUCGACGUUUUGGUUCUUGGUCAUUGCCGCGGGCGUCUUUCUAGCCAUAUAUUUACCGUUCGUACCUGAGACCGCCCGCAAUAUCGUUGGUAACGGAUCGAUUCCGCCGCCGAAACUCAAUGAUUCCCUGGUAUCCAUAUUGCAAAGACGCAAGAGGCGCCGCGAUCUCGAAUCAGAUCCAAACGGCCAGGCCCAGGUCGAACCUAAGAAGCCCAAGACGAGGAAGUUCCCCAUCCCCAACAUCUGGGCGGCAGUCCUCAUCAUGUUCGAGAAAGACGUGGGGCUGCUCAUGCUGUUCAUGUCCCUGUUCGUCAUGGCCAACUACACCAUGCUUGUGCCUCUUCAGGACGUCAUCCGGCGACGGUACGACUUCAACGACCUGCAAGUCGGCCUCUGCUAUAUCCCCUUUGCCGUGGGCUCGGUCGUGGGUUCCGCCACCGUGGGUCGGCUACUAAACUGGAACUACGCGAGGGUGGCGAAGAGCAUCGGGAUAGCGCCCGACCGCAAGCGUGGCGACGAUCUGAGGAAGUUCCCGAUCGAGCGGGCGAGGCUGGACCUGAUGUGGCCUUGGACUCUGCUGGCCGUGGCCAUGAUUAUCGCCUGGGGCUGGGUUGUCGAUUCGGGAGUGAAUCUCGCGGCGCCGCUCGUGAUCCUGUUCCUGGCUGGCGUUGGGCUCAGCGGGCCCGUAUCCAUCUUGACGACAUUACUGGUCGAUCUCUAUCCCAUGAAUCCGGGACGGGUCUCGUCGACCUUCAACCUGACCAGGGCGACACUGAGUGCCGUGGGAACGGCCGUUGUGCAGUACAUCAUCGACGCGUGGGGCUACGGUUUCACGUAUCUCUUCAUGGGAUUAAUCGUCUUGGCAGGAAGCUCGUGCGUAUUCAUUGUGCGGAAAUGGGGUCCCAAGUGGAGGGAGGAGAGAUACCAACGCUUUGAGAGAGCGCGAAGCUCGUCUUCUUAAUUCUUGGGCUGCUCUGCUGCUAUUCGGAGGAAACUCUCAGCUUCUUAUAACCGAUAAUUAUUACUUGUAGUGGCCAAUUUGCAAUUUUCUGUGCUACUGAAAUGAAG
Molecule: messenger RNA, 1781 nt
Organism: Phialemonium atrogriseum
Lineage: Eukaryota; Fungi; Ascomycota; Sordariomycetes; Cephalothecales; Cephalothecaceae
Product: putative MFS transporter
Exons: 2
Coding region: 1-1674 (557 amino acids)
Biological process (GO): transmembrane transport
Cellular component (GO): plasma membrane
Molecular function (GO): transmembrane transporter activity
Source: RefSeq, a predicted model, not a curated record